GACAGAACCAUCAAAAGAAAAAGAAUAAGUUCAAAAAACAAAAAUCUGAAUGAAAUCCGCUGUCAAAUGUAAUAAUUCUUGAUAAUCCGAUAUUUUCGUGCAAAACCAAUACAAUUUGGCUUUAAAAUGACAAAUCGAUUGUGUAGUGCGUUGUAGUUGGAGUCCAAGUGGAGAGAUGGUUCGGUGGAGGUUCAGCCUGUUUCUGGCGAUGCUGGUCCUCCUGCCGGCGAGGACUGGCUCCAAAUUGGAUGACGACGAAGACGAAGAAAAAAAUGUUGGCAGACGAACUGAAGAGACAGAAGAAGACGAUGAGGAUGAUGAAGAAGAUGAGGAGGAAGAGACCGAGAGCAAAGAACAGAGUCCCGGACGGAGGGCGCCGGCUCUGAUACCUACUCCGAAACCUCUCACUCAGGCUACGAGGACGAGCAAGAAACGACCGUUAGAAUGUUACGUGUGCGCUUAUAAGGCUGAUACGCCGCUGAGAUCGUGUUUGGAUCCGUCCAAAUUCAGAGUACACACAAUAACAUGUCACAGCAUGGAGGACAAGUGUUUCACGUCGGUGAUAUCGAAGGGUAACACGUACGAGGCCGUGAUUCGCGGCUGCCGCUCCGGUUGCGUCGGAUCACCGGAGACCACGUGUUGUGAGUUAAACCGCUGCAACAACCAAGCCUUCGCCAUGCCGAUAAUGGCGCCCCGAGUGCGAACGACGAGCAAGAGCGACAAGUCAAUUCCGCCAUCUGUAGUCUUCUUCGUCACCAUUCUUCUAGUCCUUCAGACUGUGGUGAAGGUGGCUUUUGUUUAAAGUCAUCAUACAAGCCGUAAAGUUAUAAUGACUGUCUUCGUUUGGGAUAUUACAAUUCUUUUCUUAUUUUUUUGUAUACUUUGGUCUUGUGAAUUGGUGUAGUUAAAAGUAUACAAAGCAUACGUGUUUGGAGUUUGAUGAAUCGUUUAAAAUUUUUGAAUGAGCUAUUUGCUGAAAAUGUUUUUGAGGUUAUAUUUGCGAUGUAAAUUAUAUUUUGUUUUGUAAUAAAUAUCUUAAUUAUGUUUAAA
Molecule: messenger RNA, 1050 nt
Organism: Manduca sexta (tobacco hornworm)
Lineage: Eukaryota; Metazoa; Arthropoda; Insecta; Lepidoptera; Sphingidae
Product: peroxisome proliferator-activated receptor gamma coactivator 1-beta-like
Exons: 4
Coding region: 176-802 (208 amino acids)
Source: RefSeq, a predicted model, not a curated record